UAAUUUUCAUCGGAAAUUUAUUAAUUUGUUGAGACGGUCCAUUGUAUACAGACAUGUUCCUCUCUCUUUCUCUCUCCAUGUUUCUAUAAAUUCCAAUUCGGCUCCCAGACUUUUGCAUACAACACAGACACAAAAAAUAAGAGAGAAAGUGAGAGAUAGAAACUUCUGUAUGUGCAUGUAAUGCACAUGGAGAGUUGAUCAUUAAGAGAGAUAAACAUUUUUGUCUCUGUUUGCGUUCGCUUGCUCGCAAUGGCAUCUUCGCCAACUUCCUCCGCCGUCGUCCGCCGUGAGGCUGCCGCCGCCGUUCCCGGGAAUUGGACGCCUUUGGCCGUCGACGACCCCAACCAGUUCGGAAAGAACUCCGCUCAGGCGUCCUCUGCCUCCGGUUCCACAAAAGAAUUACAGGUCAUGUUAAGGCCACACACGUGCCAUCCUUUGGACCCUUUAUCCGCCGCCGAGAUCUCCGUCGCAGUCGCCACCGUUAGAGCCGCCGGCGACACCCCUGAGGUAAGGGAUGGAAUGCGAUUUAUAGAGGUGGUUCUAGUGGAACCGGACAAAAGCGUUGUUGCAUUAGCAGAUGCAUACUUCUUCCCACCUUUCCAAUCAUCCUUGUUGCCCAAAACAAGAGGGGGCCCUCUCAUCCCUAACAAGCUUCCACCACGGCGAGCUAGGCUCAUCGUUUACAACAGGAAAAGCAAUGAGACAAGCAUAUGGAUCGUUGAGCUAGCUGAAGUGCACGCUGCGCCUCGUGGUGGACACCACAAAGGAAAAGUCAUUUCAUCCAAUGUUGUUCCGGAUGUUCAACCACCCAUAGAUGCUCAGGAGUAUGCUGAUUGUGAAGCUGUGGUGAAAAGUUAUCCUCCUUUUAAAGAGGCAAUGAAGAGAAGGGGCAUUGAUGAUUUGGAUCUUGUGAUGGUUGAUCCUUGGUGUGUUGGUUAUCAUAGUGAGGCUGAUUCCCCUAGCAGGAGGCUUGCCAAACCAUUAGUGUUCUGCAGAGCAGAGAGCAAUUGCCCAAUGGAAAAUGGAUAUGCUAGGCCAGUUGAAGGAAUAUAUGUGCUUGUGGAUGUGCAAAACAUGGAGAUUAUCGAGUUUGAAGACCGCAAACUUGUUCCCUUACCGCCCGUUGAUCCAUUGAGGAAUUACACCGCUGGUGAAACACGAGGAGGGGUUGAUCGUAGUGACGUUAAGCCCCUGCACAUUAUUCAGCCAGAGGGUCCUAGCUUUCGCAUUAGUGGCAACUAUGUAGAAUGGCAGAAGUGGAACUUUAGGAUUGGUUUUACGCCUAGAGAAGGUUUAGUCAUACACUCUGUUGCAUAUCUUGAUGGUAGUCGAGGCCGAAGACCCAUAGCUCAUAGGCUAAGCUUUGUGGAGAUGGUUGUGCCUUAUGGGGAUCCAAAUGAUCCCCAUUACAGGAAGAAUGCAUUUGAUGCUGGGGAAGAUGGGCUUGGGAAAAAUGCCAAUUCACUCAAAAGGGGAUGUGAUUGCUUGGGAUUUAUUAAGUACUUUGAUGCACAUUUUACAAAUUUCACUGGGGGCGUUGAAACGAUUGAGAAUUGUGUGUGUUUGCACGAAGAGGAUCACGGGAUACUUUGGAAACAUCAAGACUGGCGAACAGGGUUAUCUGAAGUUCGUCGCUCAAGGCGACUCACAGCUUCUUUUAUCUGCACUGUGGCUAACUAUGAAUAUGCAUUCUACUGGCAUUUCUACCAGGAUGGGAAAAUUGAGGCGGAAGUUAAACUUACAGGAAUUCUAAGUUUGGGAGCUCUGCAGCCCGGGGAAUCACGAAAAUAUGGCACCAUGAUUGCUCCGGGGUUAUAUGCUCCGGUUCAUCAACACUUCUUUGUGGCACGGAUGAAUAUGGCUGUGGAUUCGAAGCCCGGUGAAGCACACAAUCAGGUGGUUGAAGUGAAUGUGAGGAUUGAAGAACCUGGGAAUGAAAAUGUUCACAACAAUGCAUUUUAUCCUCAGGAAACUUUGCUUAGAUCUGAAUUGCAGGCAAUGCGUGAUUGUGAUCCCUUUUCAGCUCGCCAUUGGAUUGUGAGGAACACAAGAACAUUGAACAGAACUGGACAACCAACCGGAUACAAACUAGUGCCAGGUCCAAAUUGUUUGCCAAUGGCUGGUCCAGAGGCCAAGUUUCUAAGAAGAGCUGCAUUCUUGAAACACAAUUUGUGGGUAACUCAGUAUGCUCCGGGAGAAGAUUUUCCAGGAGGAGAGUUUCCGAAUCAAAAUCCUCGUGUUGGUGAGGGAUUAGCUUCGUGGGUAAAACAGGACCGCAGUCUGGAAGAAACCGACAUUGUUAUGUGGUAUGUUUUCGGAAUCACGCAUGUUCCUCGCUUGGAAGACUAUCCUGUCAUGCCGGUUGAACACAUUGGGUUUGUACUCCAGCCUCAUGGAUUCUUUAACUGUUCGCCGGCUGUGGAUGUGCCUCCGCCGCAAGGAUGCCACUCAGAAACUAGGGAGACUUAUCAUGUAGACGCGGCUUCGUCUCCUCCAUCUCCUACUUUGAUCGCCAAACUAUGAACAAUGCAACGUUUUGCUUUGGUUCUUAAACCAAUCUAAAGUUUCUUAGACCUAAAGAUAAUACAAUACCUACUUGUCUUUGAUUUUGACAAUAUAUUUUUCUAGGCAUUUAUUCAAGCAUGAAAUAAAUUUGAUGUUUCAAAUUA
Molecule: messenger RNA, 2669 nt
Organism: Ipomoea triloba (trilobed morning glory)
Lineage: Eukaryota; Viridiplantae; Streptophyta; Magnoliopsida; Solanales; Convolvulaceae
Product: copper methylamine oxidase-like
Exons: 11
Coding region: 250-2523 (757 amino acids)
Biological process (GO): amine metabolic process
Molecular function (GO): quinone binding; copper ion binding; primary methylamine oxidase activity
Source: RefSeq, a predicted model, not a curated record